Molecule: messenger RNA, 598 nt
Organism: Entelurus aequoreus (snake pipefish)
Lineage: Eukaryota; Metazoa; Chordata; Actinopteri; Syngnathiformes; Syngnathidae
Product: folliculin-like
Exons: 2
Coding region: 55-402 (115 amino acids)
Biological process (GO): negative regulation of transcription by RNA polymerase II; positive regulation of GTPase activity; positive regulation of TORC1 signaling
Cellular component (GO): cytosol
Source: RefSeq, a predicted model, not a curated record
UGAUUAAUAUUGAGAGACAAUGUGAAGGUCACAUAACCUUGUUUUCACCUCCAGAUGACCUUGUUUUCUCUUCCAGGGCCGACGCUGCUGAACAAGCUGGAGGUAGCACUCUGCAACGACAACUUGUCUGUGGAGGUGGUGGCUCACUGUCUGCUGUGUCUCAAGGAGGAGUGGAUGAACAAGGUGAAAGUGCUGUUCAAGUUCUCCAAAGUGGACGGGCGUGGCCGGGAGGACACCCAGAAGGUUCUGACCCUGCUAGGGAGCACGGGGCCUGCAGAGGAUGACAACGUGCGCCUGCUCAAGUUCUGGAUGACCGGACUCAGCAAGACCUACAAGAACCACCUCAUGAUGACUGCGGUCAGACCACAUGACUCCACUCCCACUCCCACUCCCACUCACUGACACACACACACACACACACACACACACACACACACACACACACACAGAGAGAGAGAGCAGGAAAGUGAAAGUAGACAGCAGUCCCAGUCAAUGACACAGUCACAGAGCAGGAAAGUGAAAGUGAAAGUCAGGAAUGUCAAACUUGUUUUUAUUUUUAUUGUGUUUGCUUUUAACAUGAAAUUCUAUUUUGACUUAA